UCCUCACGGCCGAGCCACUCUGCUCAUUCUGCACAGCAGUGGCGCACCCUGCAGUGAAGACAGGGAAUGACUGGAGACCCGCGGCGGUCCCAGCCUCCCUGCUCCUGCAGCUGGAGCUCAGCCGGAGUCUGCACGGCCAGAAGAAACCCCGGGUGGCGCUUUCUGAUCCUGCUCUUUACUGUAGACUCCCCCAGGCUGCGGUCCUCCAACCCUCUCUGCAACACAUUCAUUCACUCCUCCAGGCUGCGGUCCUCCAACCCUCUCUGCAACACAUUCAUUCACUCCCCCAGGCUGCGGUCCUCCGACCCUCUCUGCAGCAACAUUCAUUCACUCCCCCAGGCUGCGGUCCUCCGACCCUCUCUGCAGCAACAUUCAUUCACUCCUGCACCUGGAACGCUGCUCACUGUUCCCUCCAGGAACAUCCUCCUCUGCUGAAUCCUGCCCAUCCGUUAGGGUCCCCGUUCAGAUUCCACCUUCACCAGGGAGCCUCCCAGAUUUCUCCCUCCCCCGUGCUCCCCAAAGGGGAAGGAAGGGGAAAGGAGGUACAGUGCUGAGCACUGUUUCAGGCACUUCGUGUGUUAAUCUGAGGCAGGUGUUUUUACUUCAGAGAAGGAGUGUGAACAAGGUCAGGUCAUCAGGAAUUGGUGGUGGGGUUCGAGCCUGCCGGUCUGCCUUCAGAACACAGCUUUCCGACCUGCCACAAGCGUGGGCUGUUAGUAAAUUCACUUCUUGGAAAUGGUGUUUUGCAGACAGGAGCCUUUUAGUGAAACGACAGUGAAUUCUCUUGCUUCCCUGGCUUCUCCAGUAUCUGUGACAGGAUUCUCUCUGCGUUAACCACAUAGGAAUUGAGUGGACUGGGGCCGGAGGUAGGCAAGCGGAGAGCGGUGAGCUCCCUGCCUCCCACGUGUGGGUCCCUGGAGCUAAGCAGAGCUGCCCGCCUGACAGCGCCCCUUGCUAGAAAGGAUCCUGCGGUGUGUGCACAGAAUCCGAGUGUUAGAGCUGGAAGGGAUUCAGAAAUCACCUAGUAGCUCUCAGACACUUCGCUGUGGGCCCCUUUGUUAAAAAUGGCUCUUUCUAGAGGUAAUGUAUUUCAAACAGUUGCGGUAGGGACCGACAGCCCCACUCCCACACAAACACCUCCUACAAACCCCUGGAAAUGAGGGGUGCCGUUUGGAAACCGGACAGUGCACCCCUUCGUUUUACAGAUGAGGAACGGUUAAGUCCGGGUGUAGUGACCGAGGCUCCCCAGUCCCCACGCCGCUUUCCUGCAGGGGCUGUUGUGGGCAAAGCGCUGAGCCGGGUGCUGUGAGGACGAGUGGGAAUGAGCCCGUCCCACCCGCUCGGCUCACGACGGAGGCUGGGAACAACCUGGCGACGAAAGGAGCGCACGCACUAAACCACCACUUAGGGCUUCCCUCUUGGUUUCUGAGACCGAGGGACGACAAGCUCGCGUCCUUCGGAGCAGCGAGGGGCGGGGCGUGGAGGGGCGGAAGCAGGCUGAAGUUGGACCCAAGUGGGAAGUAACGCCCGGCAACACCACACCGAGGCCCGACGCAUCCCACUCGGAGAAGGGGUGACCGAGCUGAGCAGCUCUCCACGGUGUUCAGUGGCGUUGUGGACUCAUUCCCCUCCGCCUGCCAGGGUCCCACCGUCUGCGGGCGGCGGGCCGGAAGGGGCGGGGCUUGUGGCGGAAGUCCCUCGGCCAGCGCGCGUCACGUGGGAGGACUGCUGGGCGCGGAGCGCGCACUCAGGAAGCAUGGCGCUGUGGCGGGCAUACCAGCGGGCCCUGGCUGCUCACCCGUGGAAAGUCCAGGUCCUGACGGCUGCUGGUGGAGAAACGCGGUCUGCGGGAACACCAGACCGGCCGGACCCUGACCAUGGUAUCUCUGGGCUGUGGCUUUGUGCUCCUCUGUCUGGGGCUGACUUUCAGGGCCCGGUAGUAGGAGGCUGGUAUAAGGUUCUGGAUCGGCUCAUCCCAGGUGGCACCAAGGUGGAUGCCCUGAAGAAGAUGCUGUUGGAUCAGGGGGGCUUUGCCCCAUGUUUCCUAGGCUGCUUCCUCCCUCUGGUAGGGACACUCAAUGGACUGUCGGCCCAGGACAAUUGGGCUAAGCUACAGCGGGAUUAUCUUGACGCCCUCAUCACCAACUACUACGUAAGAGCUGACACACUCACAGCCUGUCCUGUUGCCUUAAGUUCAGAGAUGCCCUGGGGGUCCUUCCAACCCAAGAACCCCUCCAUUGGGGUUCCCAUUGGCUGCGUGGGCACCAUGCUCAGGGAAGCACUCAGCAGGUUUUCAGCUGUUACUGGCGUGCAGAAGUUGGGGCAGGGGCAGGGCCAGGUUGGCCGUUGUCCAGUGUGUUGCCGUCAUCUGGAACUCCUACCUGUCCUGGAAGGCACACCAGCUCUAAGCCUGCCUUGCUCCACUAUUGAUUUAUCAGAGCCGGCACUGUGGCAGAGAGGGUUAGGCUGCCGCCUGCAGUACCGGCAUCCCAUAUGGGCACCGGUUCGAGUUUCGGCUGCUCCACUUCUGAUUCAGCUCUCUGCUAAUGUGCCUGGGGAAGCAGGAGAAGAUGGCGCAGGUGCUUGGGCCCCUGCACCCACGUGGCAGACCCAGAAGAAGUUCUGGCUCCUGGCUUUGGUCUGGCCCAGCCCCGGCCAUUGCAGCCAUCUGGGAAGUGAACCAGCGGAUGGAAGACUUCUCUCUCUGCCCCUUCCUCUCCCUCUCUGUAACUCUGCCUUUCAAAUAAAUAAAUAAAUCUUAAAAAGCG
Oryctolagus cuniculus (rabbit) is the source of this 2768-nucleotide messenger RNA. NCBI's taxonomy places the organism in Eukaryota, Metazoa, Chordata, Mammalia, Lagomorpha, Leporidae. The record is from RefSeq and is a predicted model, not a curated record.